Molecule: messenger RNA, 1321 nt
Organism: Tarenaya hassleriana
Lineage: Eukaryota; Viridiplantae; Streptophyta; Magnoliopsida; Brassicales; Cleomaceae
Product: transcription factor LAF1-like
Exons: 3
Coding region: 124-1206 (360 amino acids)
Biological process (GO): regulation of DNA-templated transcription
Cellular component (GO): nucleus
Molecular function (GO): RNA polymerase II cis-regulatory region sequence-specific DNA binding; DNA-binding transcription factor activity, RNA polymerase II-specific
Source: RefSeq, a predicted model, not a curated record
CUCUCUCUCUCUCGUAAGUCUGCUUUCUUUGCAUCCUUAGAGUUUUGGUUUCUUCAAAGUUCUUACAUUUUAUCAAACCCCAAUUGAAAAAAUCCCAUCUUUACAUUGCUUGCACUGAAAAAAAUGAACAAUCUUGAAAACCCUAAUAGUUCAGCAAUCGUGAAAGAGAUGAACUUUUUACCAAUCUGCCCUUCUGGGCAAAGGCAAGACGAAGAGCCGUGGAACAGUACCGGAGGUAAUGCUGAUCAAACAGAAGCUGGGUUUCUUAGUUUGGCUGAGAAUUCAAGAGAGGAACAAGAAAUUGACAUUGAAGGAGGAGAAGGAGAAGGAGAAGAAGAAGAAGAAGAAGGAGAGAGAGAGAUCAAGAGGAAGAAGAAGAGGAAGAGACAUAGUGGUGAGAAGCAAAAGCUUUGCGCAAGAGGACAUUGGAGACCGGCUGAAGAUGCUAAGCUUAGAGAGCUUGUUGCCCAGUUUGGCCCUCAGAAUUGGAACCUCAUUGCCGAGCAACUUGCGAGGAGAUCAGGGAAGAGCUGUAGACUAAGAUGGUUCAACCAAUUGGACCCAAGAAUCAUAAAGAGACCGUUCACUGAAGAGGAAGAAGAGAGACUGUUAGCGUUACAUAGGCUCUACGGGAACCGCUGGGCGUUGAUCUCCAAGUUCUUCCCCGGACGGACCGACAACGCCGUCAAGAACCAUUGGCACGUCAUCAUGGCUCGCAAAAUCCGACAACGCCACUCGACCUCCGCUCUCAACUCGAGGCGGAGACCCAGCCACAACAUCAUGAACAGCAGCAGCAACAACGAUAACAACAAUGCCAACACUGCUUUCGCCAAGGGCAUCGAUGUAAUUUCACAGGCCGCGGCCGAGGCGGAUGAGUCGGUCUCGGCUUGCACCGAUCUCUCCCUCUCGCCGUCUUCCUCUUCUUCGGCCAGGGCUCGCAAGGGCUUCUUCUUCUUCCACGAGGGCUCUGCUCAAUUCCAUCACUACAAAGGAGAAUCUGAGGUGAGGAUCAGAAAUGUGAACGCUGACAAGCUCAUUGACAAGAAUGGGUCUGAGGCAGUGGGUAAAGUGGACCAAUCAACUCAGUCUGAUUCUAACUCUGAGCUCUCAGGGGCUCCAUCUCACGAAAUUACCAAUCUGCCCUCCGGUCCCGCCCCGCUCGUGUGUCCUUUCAUCGAUUUCCUUGGACUCGGACGCGAUGUCUAGUUUUGUAAUUUCCCUUCUGGCAUCGGCGACGUCAAGAUAUUGUGGACUUUUUUUUGUUUGUGUUGAAUGGAAGAGUAGAUGUUUGAACUUGAAAUCCAAUGGUACGAAGCAUUAA